This is a messenger RNA of Oryzias melastigma (Indian medaka), 1771 nucleotides long. Its product is annotated as rho-related GTP-binding protein RhoA-C. The record is from RefSeq and is a predicted model, not a curated record. The transcript has 5 exons. Gene Ontology annotation, cellular component: cleavage furrow; dendritic spine. Gene Ontology annotation, biological process: stress fiber assembly; cell migration; small GTPase-mediated signal transduction. Gene Ontology annotation, molecular function: GTP binding; GTPase activity. NCBI's taxonomy places the organism in Eukaryota, Metazoa, Chordata, Actinopteri, Beloniformes, Adrianichthyidae. The coding region runs from base 121 to 702 and encodes 193 amino acids.
UGUGUCUGUCUCGUGUUCUCUGCUUCCUAUUGGCUGAAGGCCCUCGGAGGGGGCGAGUCCAGUCGUGACGCACUCCCUGGGGCGGGGCUUCAGGCCAACAGGAAAACUGAAGAAAAGACCAUGGCUGCCAUCAGAAAGAAGCUGGUGAUCGUGGGAGAUGGAGCCUGUGGGAAGACCUGCCUCCUCAUUGUGUUCAGCAAAGACCAGUUCCCGGAGGUCUACGUCCCCACCGUCUUCGAGAACUACGUAGCUGACAUUGAAGUGGACGGUAAACAGGUGGAGCUGGCGCUGUGGGACACGGCCGGUCAGGAGGACUACGACCGUCUGCGGCCGCUGUCCUACCCCGACACAGACGUCAUUCUCAUGUGUUUCUCCAUCGACUCCCCCGACAGCUUAGAGAACAUUCCAGAGAAGUGGACCCCUGAGGUCAAGCACUUCUGCCCCAAUGUGCCCAUCAUCCUGGUGGGAAACAAGAAAGACCUCCGAAACGACGAGCACACCCGGAGAGAGCUGGCCAAGAUGAAGCAGGAGCCGGUGAAGUCCGAGGAGGCUCGGGACAUGGCUAACCGCAUCAACGCCUUCGGGUACUUGGAGUGCUCGGCCAAGACGAAGGACGGGGUGAGGGAGGUGUUCGAGAUGGCCACCAGGGCGGCGCUGCAGGCUAAAGGACGGAGGAAGAAGAGCGGCUGCACUCUGCUUUAAGGAGCCUGGUGCUGCAGGCGGGGGGUGGGGGGAAUCAAAUCAAAGCAGGAAGACAAACCCAAAAGAGACUCGGGUCAGGGGUCAUUCACUAUCACUGUCACCGACCUGGUGUGAGGAAGAGGUCCAGGAGAACCCAGAGGCCCCUCCCACCCAGUGGUUCCAUGGUUUUGGCGUUCCUCCGUCAGGUGCUGCAGCUCGGAUGGGCUCACGGUCUGAACUAACAGGUAAAGGUUACUAGAGCUGCACCAGAACCAGUGAGCAGAUGGCCAUGCUGGUGUGGGUCCAGACGGGUCCAACAGAACCAGCUGGAAACCGUGGCCCACGCUGGACCGAGCUGCAGCACUGGACUGAAGGAACCCACUGUCCCCCCGCCUCGUUUCUGUUCAUCAUUUGGCGUCCUGAACACGGCGGGCUCGUUUCCUGUCACCUCUGAAGCUUCCAGCGUCUUUCUCUCUGUUUCCUGUCCAGAUCUCGUGGCUCCGCCUCUCUUUGUGAAUCUAGUGUUUGAUGCUGACUUGGACUCGUGUUUGCUCUUGAAAACACGAGGACAGCGCAGGCUCGCUGACGUGGCCUCGGCGCUCCAGAGGAGGGCGCUCUGGUUUGCUGUUGAAACGUGGGUGGAGACUCUUCCUCAGACGUCAGCCUCUAGAACAUGCUGACGUCUGAGCGUGGAGCCUGCUGGAGGAAGCAGGCCGGUUUGGGUGGAGUCUGGAACCCUCUGAACGCAGACUUCAGGUCGGCCGGUCAGUCUGGACUUGUUUCCUCUGAGCUGCAGCAUCCCAGUGACUCGAGCGCCUCCUGCAGGUCUGACCUCAGAUCCUCCUCCUGGUUGUAGCGAGUCCUCUGCUGCUCUCAUCCUUCUGCUUUACAUUCAGGCGAGUUUAUGUGGCGCUCUACUGGCUUCCUUUGUACCGUUUGCACAAACAUUGAAACUAAAGGUCAGUGUCUUGUAUACUUUGAAAGCUUUCUGAAAGGGUUGUUUGUAACAUGUUUUUGUUUACAACCACAUUUUCAUGUUUCUGCUUUCAUCUUUUUAUGUAAUCUAAAGGAAAUAAAUGUAUUCAGUUCA